This is a messenger RNA of Mesitornis unicolor (brown roatelo), 216 nucleotides long. RefSeq names its product chromosome unknown open reading frame, human C8orf88 (gene CUNH8orf88). The annotation marks the transcript as partial. The record is from RefSeq and is a predicted model, not a curated record. Gene Ontology annotation, molecular function: eukaryotic initiation factor 4E binding. Gene Ontology annotation, biological process: negative regulation of translational initiation. Lineage: Eukaryota; Metazoa; Chordata; Aves; Mesitornithiformes; Mesitornithidae. The transcript is spliced from 3 exons. Gene Ontology annotation, cellular component: cytoplasm.
AUGGUAUCUGGUCGUGCAGUUACAUUACCUGAAAUGACUGAAGUGAAGAUCUUAACUCAAACUAUGAUGUCCUGCCAGCCAAAACAGCAUGAAUCAGAAGCAAAAAAAGAAAGGAUCAAAUACAGCAGAGAUUUCCUACUGAAACUUUCAAGUGUUUCUCUCUCGCAGAAGAAGCCAGAGUUUCUUCCUGAUCAUCCAAUUGUACUUGAAAAGCCA